ACUUGAUUUACUUUUGUUUGAAUACUCAAAGCGAGCAGACGGCGCUCUGAUGGGAAAAAUGAGAACUGGAACAUUUCUACUUGUUGCUGCCGCUGCGAUAAGCUUGGUCGCCGCGUCCAGCAUACCGGCUGCCGACGAACUACCGCACGACCCGCUCGAGCACGAUUCGCUACAUGGCAGACACUUCGAUGGCGGCGAACACAAUACGCAGUUCGACCACGAAGCCUUUCUGGGCGCAGAUGAAGCCAAAAAGUUCGAUGAACUCACGCCGGAGGAGAGCAAGCGACGUCUUGGUUUGAUUGUGGACCGCAUUGAUGAAAAUAAGGAUGGUUUUAUCGAUCUGGCCGAACUUAAAGCCUGGAUUCAAUACACCCAGCGUCGCUACAUUGACGAGGACGUGGAUCGAGUGUGGCGUCAACACAACCCAAACAACGAGUCAACCAUUGACUGGGAGGUAUACCGCAAGACAGUCUAUGGAUUUAUGGACUCGCUGGACAAGGAGGAGUUGGAAAGAGAGGAGAAUGGCAUUUCCUAUAAGAAAAUGCUCUCACGCGACCGUCGUCGUUGGGCUGUUGCCGAUCAGGACCUGGACGAUAAGCUGACACGCGAAGAGUUUACAGCAUUUUUGCAUCCCGAGGAGCAUCCAACCAUGCGUGAUGUAGUGCUAAAGGAGACCACCGAGGAUCUGGAUAAGGACAAUGACGGCAAAAUCUCCAUAGAUGAAUACAUUGGCGAUAUGUACCGCCCGUCGGGACCCAAUGAGCCCGAGCCCGAAUGGGUACUUAGCGAGCGUGAGUCGUUUUCCAUUCAUCGUGACACGGACGGCGAUGGAUACCUAACUGAACUGGAAAUACGUCAAUGGAUUGUGCCCAAUGAUUAUGAUACUGCCGAAACAGAGGCCAAGCAUUUGAUCUUUGAGUCUGAUUCGGACCACGACCAGAAACUGACCAAGGAGGAAGUGCUGGACAAGUACGAUAUAUUCGUCGGCUCCCAGGCCACGGACUUUGGUGAGGCUCUGGCACGCCAUGACGAAUUCUAAGAUUGAGUCAGUCCCUAUAGCCACUAAGAACAACUCGCAACUCGAAUGCCAAAUAAAUUGUAAUACUUAUAGUUAGCUAGUUAAGACACAACUUUACAAGUGCAUUAUACUCGACUUUACUUAAAUAACAAUACGAAUUUGA
Drosophila navojoa is the source of this 1181-nucleotide messenger RNA. It is a transcript of the gene scf, whose product is annotated as Calumenin B scf. Gene Ontology annotation, cellular component: endoplasmic reticulum. The record is from RefSeq and is a predicted model, not a curated record. Gene Ontology annotation, molecular function: calcium ion binding. Lineage: Eukaryota; Metazoa; Arthropoda; Insecta; Diptera; Drosophilidae.